GGAGCUAGUAGGACGCUCUCAAAUUUUGAGUCUAAAUGCCUACGAUGGAUGAAUGGAGUCGAAUUACUUGAUGAUGCUCUGAGAAAUAAACGAUUCCUUCCUACUGGAUGUGACGGGAUAGACACACUUCUUGGUGGUGGACUACGUGAGGGCCAGUUGACGGAAAUAGUUGGUCCUUCUUCAUCAGGCAAAACACAGUUUUGCCUAUAUGUUGCUUCGAAUGUUGCAGUCAAGCUAUGUGGUUCCGUCGUUUUCUUGGAUACAUCAAACUCCUUUUCUCCGACUCGUAUUGCUUCCAUUGUAAAUCAAAUUUUUGGUCCUGCGGUCAAAGAGGGCCAGGAAAUAAGGAUUAAGAAUAUCAUGAGCAGCAUACACUGUCAAUCAGUUUUUGACAUAUUUUCACUGCAGGAUGUAUUGCAUGAACUUUAUAACACAUUAAAGAUGCAGACAAUAAGCAAGGGUGACAAGAUAUGCAUGUUAGUAGUUGACUCAGUUUCAUCUCUCAUAACACCUAUCCUUGGAAGCAAAAAUUCACAAG
This is a messenger RNA of Dendrobium catenatum, 538 nucleotides long. Its product is annotated as DNA repair protein RAD51 homolog 4. Gene Ontology annotation, molecular function: four-way junction DNA binding; ATP-dependent DNA damage sensor activity; ATP binding. Lineage: Eukaryota; Viridiplantae; Streptophyta; Magnoliopsida; Asparagales; Orchidaceae. Gene Ontology annotation, biological process: DNA strand invasion; reciprocal meiotic recombination; double-strand break repair via homologous recombination. The record is from RefSeq and is a predicted model, not a curated record. Gene Ontology annotation, cellular component: centrosome; replication fork; Rad51B-Rad51C-Rad51D-XRCC2 complex.